This is a messenger RNA of Drosophila takahashii, 4821 nucleotides long. RefSeq lists its product as uncharacterized. Gene Ontology annotation, molecular function: monoatomic cation channel activity; protein binding. NCBI's taxonomy places the organism in Eukaryota, Metazoa, Arthropoda, Insecta, Diptera, Drosophilidae. Gene Ontology annotation, cellular component: plasma membrane. The record is from RefSeq and is a predicted model, not a curated record. Gene Ontology annotation, biological process: calcium ion transport.
AUGCGAUUGUUCCAAUUGUUCCUCAUGACCACAUCGAUAUCACUAAUGUUGAUCAUGGAAAGCGACGGAACCCCAUUAAUGGCAUUAUUGGAUGGCAGCUUCCUAGGGAGUUUCAAUCGAACGAAUGGAAGUUCUGAACCAGAAGUUAGGAAUACCUCCAAAGCCACUAGGUUAAGUAAAAAGUUAAGAUCAAGAAAGGAACAGGAAGAUAGAAAUAUUGCUGAAGAAGAGGAACGGAAAAAUAUUGAGAGUCUAUGGGAUCCCAUUCUGAAUCAAAGCUAUGACUUUUCCAGCAUUAUGGAUUAUGAUAACACCACUAGUAUAAGUAAAAAGUUAGGAUUGGAAGAUCAAGAAAGUCUGUUUCAUGAAGAAGAACAAAAUCGAACUAGAAAUGUAUGGCAACCCGUUUUCUUAGAGGAUUAUAAUCACCAAAACCAUACGGAAGAAAAUAUCGUAAAUCAAAAUGAAGAUUAUGACAACCGAAACCAGACGGAAAAAGAAGAGAUCGGAGAAAAUGAAUUGGUUUAUGAAAAUAACUCGAAGGAUGCUCAACCCAAAACGAACUUUAAGCUCGAUGAACUCCCUCAAAUUGAAGAAAAUUGGUAUCCGAUAAGUAAUCAAAGUUUCAUUUGCAACAGUACCAACUCUUCAGUGUUUCGAAAUCAAACUUUUGAAGAAAAUAACUUCAAACUACCCUGCCUGUCGCCAAAAACCAUAGAGAACAGAUCACCAAUGGAGAGUUAUAAGAAAAUAAGAAAACGAAUACAGGUCAAAUUAUACAUCAGACCUGUAGUAGAAUAUGGAAGGGAAUAUUACGUUUUCGCAACUAUUCCCAAACUGGGUAAGACCAAUUUCGUGCUCAACAUUACGGUGGAUACCAACGAUUAUUUAAUCAAUGAGAUAUUUACGGCCGUUCAAAUCAAACAUACGGGUUGGGGUCAUACGAAGAACUUGCGGGCCUUACUGGAAAAGUUUGACAUACGCGGCUAUAAACUUCGGUAUAAUCGCUGUUAUUUUUACCGCAGCACAGCCACAUUCUACAAUACAAAAACCCAAUUGCUAAUCGGCAAAGUAAGUUCACUUGUGAACAGGCACAAGCUAUUGACUAGUAAGGCUCGUACGAAAAUUACAGUACGGGGUCCAAAAAAUGUGGACUGCAUACCGUCUUUGAAUUUAGAAUUCUGCAAGAAUCCCGAAGAGCCGGUAGCGAUUUCUCCCUGGGGUCAUUUGGAAUUCUUUGCUACCAUUGGCGAUGAGUGCCGUAUAGUGGAGUAUAAAGAUGUGGAAUGGAAUUACUGUGACAUUAGUGAGAAAAUCCUUUUCGAUCAUGUGGAAGAAGCGAUAGGACUUGUCUACAAGCUAUUGCCGUACAAACUAAACUUCCAUCAAAAUCCAGAUGGAACAAAGGUCUUUUUGCUACGCGUAGAAGCCAAGAUCAAUGACGUCUUUACUGUAGCUCGUUGCUAUGUGACGUACAGAACACCCCAAGUUGAGCCCCAAAUCUUAGGCAAUGAGCUGCGAAAAGUUGACGUUCGAAAACCGGUCUCCAUCGAUGGGUCCAGCAGCAUGGAUAGGAUCAAAAAGUUUGAAUCUGCUGAGACUAAGGAUUUCUUUUGGAGCUGCCGCAGUCUAGACGAUCCUGGUAACAAGUAUUGCACUAAAGAUAUGGCCGUGGUGCCCACCUUUAGGUUACCCGCAAAUGCCCUCAAGCCCGAUUCCCAGUACGACUUCAGUUUGACCGUGGUGUCGCGAAUCAAUCCGGAUAAUCGAUGGACCGCAUCGCAGGUGGUGAGAGGUACUAAGAUCCCAUCCUUUACGCCCCAGAUCCUCUGCCGUCGCAACUGCGCUCUGGGCGUCUAUGCUCCGCUCGACAGCGUUCACUUGAUCCCCAAAUGCGAUGAUUGCCCGAGUAAAGUCAAGAAGAGGUACGAGUGGUGGGUGAAGGCACCUGGGACAGCAGCCCAUCUGGAGUCCCGCCACAAAUACCUGAUUCUUCACCACGCGGAGCGUAUUCUCUCCAUUCGACUCAAGGUCAUUUUGGCAAAUAAAAGAUGGGCGGAGACCUUUUAUACCCUGCGGCGGAACGACGGUCCUCAGAAGGGCAGAUGCGAAAUCUCUCCCUAUUAUGGCCUCCAGAGCGUGACCAUUUUCGAGAUUCAGUGCCUGGGAUUCGAGUCGCCCUACUCCCCACUGACCUUUCGCUACAAGGCGGUCACGGGUGUUAUAGCCUCCAAUGUGCCAUUUAAUAGGUUUAAGGUUACACUGCCCGUCACCAGAUGGGUUAAGAUCUCGAUUUGCGACACCAUCGAUAUGUGUGUGGAGCAUGAGGUAGAUGUGGUAGUUCUUCCGCUAAGUGGCGUCUUCAGAACUCAGGUGGCCGAUGUAAUGGCGGAUGUGCCGCGACUUUUGCUGCAUGGCCAGUGGAACCGGGCCUUUGUGACGAGUCUUGUGGGAGCCAAAUUUAUACAGACCACCAACAAGGGACGUGAGGUCUACGCGUAUGUAAAGAAUAUCCAUUUACACACGGGCUCUCAGCUGGAGCAGCUCACCUCGCUGGCCACGCACAUAUUGCUCCAAUUGACCCCUGUGGAUUACCGAGGGGCCACCCUGAUGGGUGAGAUGUUCGCCCAGCUGAGCGACAUCUUCGAGGAGAUCAUCCAGGAACACGAGUGGCUGCAUCGGGAUGCCUAUCAGUCGCUGACCGCCAUGCAUAUGUUCUUCAUGUCCGUGUUGGGCGUGAAAUCGGAACACCAUUCGGUGGCCAUGUGCAAACCGUACAAUCCAGAGUGCCUGAACCUGCAGAGAAUCGACUUUGAAAAGAACUUUGCCAUCGAGUUCGAUCCCCUGAUUCUGCUGCGCAUCAAUAGCUGGAUGAUGAACACCUGGUAUUUGUACAGGUGCGUCUACUUCAUAGGCGUCAUGGCCACCCAGCGACAUCAUCCCUAUGACGACGCCUUGGCAAUCCAUUCGGGCGGCAUUGCGUACCAGAUAAAUGUAACGGAGGUGACGGACAAUACCAAAGACAUCAUCCUUGAGACAAUCGACAAGAUUCACGUUAUCCAACUAUCCAAAGCGCUACUCCACGAACUGGAAUCGAACCUGAAGAACAGCAUCAUUCUGUUCCAGACCAUCUCGCAGCAGAACCACCACAAUAUCUUCUGGUGGUACCCCGAUCCGUUGCCCUCGAAGACCAGUGUUCUAAUAAUCCACGCCUACAGUCCCGAAAAGUUCUUCACCAACGCCGAGGAGGCCGAACUGAAGAACCCGUUGAUCUACAAGACGAAUAUUAGCCAGUUCAAUGAUGCGUAUUUCACCCAGUGGAUGGCAAAUAGCAGCAUUCGAAAUAGCACGGAGAUCCAUAUUUACAGUCUGAUGCUGAACCACAAGGCCAUGUUGGCAGUGCGAAUUGUGAGCUGUUCGGAGCUGAUGUUGGUCAAGAUGCGGAUGCACAGGUGGCCGACACUGGGCCAGAUUCGCCAGAGGGCCUGUAGGAUAACGCCUGAGAUGGCUGGCAAGCGCAUUUGGUUGGCCAACUCGUGCGAUCGCAGCCGGGCCUAUGUGGCCAUUCACCGACCAGGUGAGACGCGUUUUAAAAAGAAAAAACUAAGGACGGGAAAGAAAAAGAAGGAUGAGAAGAAGCGGUUGAGGAAGGAUACUUACUUCGACGAUUACGAUGGUGAGGAGGAGAUGCCCAAGUCGAGAUAUCUGAACUACACGAUCCUGCUGGAGAUAUAUCAUUGCAACUUCUGGAAGAACCGCUCAUUGGAUCCCGGAUGGAGCGAGGAUUACUGCACCACGACCUUCGAGCAUAGUUUUGGGACUUCGGUUCAGUGCACUUGCCACACUCUGGGCACACUGUCUUCUAGGAUUUUUCCCAUCUCAGCGGAAUUGUUUGUGGAGCACAUACCCCUGCCUAUAUUAGCAUACAACAUGAUCAUGCUGUUCUUAUUCAUGAUGCUCUUUUUUUUGGCCAUCCUGAAGUGGAUCUUCAAUGUCGACAUCAUCACUGCCCAUCUGAGGGAACCGAAUAUUCUCCAGUGCGAAAAUGGUAAAUUGGGAAGAGUUAAUAGUGGUGCAUUCAACGAGGGAGCCGAGAUCCUUCUCGUGAUUGUAACCGGAGGUCAGGAAUUUGCGGGGACUUCUUCGAACAUCAAGUUCUACUUCAAGUCGCCCAAUCGUCCGCAGACCUCGUAUCAGAUUACUCAGGAUCCCGGUCACCCGAAGUUACUGAGGAACAGUACGAACAAACUGAUGAUUCCCAGGGGAAAUAUCUAUAUACCCACCCGUUUGGCCCUGGGCAUCGGGCGGAAUGGGAGGUAUCCCUCCUGGUAUUGUCGCUCCAUCACAGUGGUGGACCUCGAGUUGAAUGUCCAGCAGCUGUUCUUGGUGGAAAGUUGGAUUGUGCGGGGUCACACGAAGUUCAUGCGAUCCAAGUACUUCACGAUGGGCUCCUAUCGCAAGAACCCGAAAUACACGUGGUGCCAGCGACUGCGCCAGCGGAUCGAGCAACUAUAUGUCAGCUGGUUCAUGAUCAGUCCCAUUACGGGACCCUGGCAGAGUAACGUGGGCGGCAUCAUCAUGAAUCGCUUUGAACGCACCUGCGUGUGGAUCUGCAACACGGCCAUCACCUUGACCGUGGUCUCACUGUACUUUGGCAAGUCCACGGUGGAGUCCAUUCAGGAGGAAACCAGGCAGAAUAUCGAGAACGAACUUAAGAUUCCUCUGGUACUGGUCCUGGCCUUUUAUGCCUUUGUCAUUUGUUUACUCAUACAUUUCGUGUUUGAAGUCCUCUUGUUGCGUUGGCUGUGGCCGCAAAAGUAG